AUGUUACCAAUUACGCGCAAAAUCAAAAUUGAUUUUGGAGAAGCAAAGUUGUUGCUAGUGAUGUUAAUGGCGAUUCAUGUAGUCGCUGAACCUUGCAUUUUCACAUCGCCGUUGACGCUGCAAUUGUUACUGGAAUAUGCAGAAUGGCGAUCUUGGGAUCAAGUUGUGAUCUUCGAUAAUAUCAGCCCGUUUAGUUGUGCUCUUAAUUAUGCUCGGCCGUUGAUCAAGUGCUUCGGUGAAAAGGGCAUCAGUGUGUCUCUACAAUCAGCAACGAACCCGAACGUACCGGAUGCUCUUACGAUCAGAACACAUCGCGUCGGCUCGAUCGUCCUCUUGGAUGGACUCAAUCUAACAUCACCUGAUAAUAUUAUCCAAGUGGCCUCCCAGAAAUUCUUGUUCAACUAUUACAUUUCCUGGCUUAUGGUGACCACAAGAAGACAUGAUUUUACCAUCGACACCGUCCUUCGAGAUCUAAAUGUCGGUAUCGACAGUGACGUGAUCGUAGCUACCUCGCCACUACAGAAUGAUGCUGCUGCUUGGAUAUAUGCUCAAAAAUAUCGAGAUAAAAUUUGUCAGUCCUUUCAGCGAUAUGGUGAUCGUUUUGAAUUCAUGGGACCGCCGCCGGAACGACGUAAUGUCGAAAACGCCACGACCAAUUUGAGCUAUACCACUGAAGAGAAUCGCACAGUAUCGUUCUACUUGAUGCACACUUACAAAAUACGUCACUCCGACAAUACGAGUCUAAUUGUCCGCUAUCUCGGUUUCUGGAAUCCAGAAUCUCACACUCUCAAAUUGCCGAUGAGCGUGAAGCUCAGAAGCGAUUUCAACGGUCUUCCCAUUGUCUUUGGAGUAUUGAACGGAACCAGCGAUGGGCAGACAGACGUUAUCGAAUCAGAGGCCACUGCCAACGAUAUCGCACCCCUUUUGGACUUUGCUACCAUCGUCACCCAUAGCGUGAAUGCCAGCAUCGAGCUGGUGCCGCACGAAAAGUUAGGUAUGUUAGCUAAUAAAGAAUGGAGCCAUCUUCUCGGUGAUGUUGUAACUGGCACUGUCGACAUCGGUUUAGGAUAUAUAACGGCGAAUGACGAAGAGCGUUGGACAGAAAUGACAUUUAGUCAUCCUUUAAUACGUUACAUGAGAAAUAUUUAUUAUCAUCCGUUGGAGACCGGCACGAUGAGGGAUAUAUUUUUGCAACCGUUCGAUAAUCGAUUACUUGGCUGCGUCGCUGGAACAUAUCUCAUCAUGUUUAUCGCGAUGGCGACAGUUAUUUAUGCUGCUAAAACAAUGUUACAUGAUGAAGAUGAAAAACACGUCGAGAUCGGGGAAUCUGCACUUUGGUGCUUGAGUAUCAUGUGCAUGCAAGGAUCACCCUGGACACCUCGAAGUCCAUCAGGAAAGACUCUAUUGUUAUCCAGUUUAAUAUUCUCCCUCGUGAUGUACAAUGCUUAUGCUGGUUUCAUCACAUCCAUACUAUCGGUGCAGGCAACUGGAAUCAAAUCGAUCACCGAUCUUCUUUUUAAUAAUUUCAAGCUAGGAUACAGUGCCGCCGACGAUACAUACAUAAGAAAUGCGAACGAUAGCAAUCUUCGUCAGUUGUACAUAAAAGCGUUUAACAAUCGCGAAUCUCGUCUCGAGACGAGGACUGGCCUUAUGAAAGCUGUCAAAGAAAGGUAUGGAUUCUUCGUUAGCGCGACUCUUGCUCGGCGAGCUCUCAAAACAACCUUCAUACAGGAACGAUGCAUCUUGAAAGAGUUGAUGCUUCCACAAACACUUACAGUCGUCGCUCUUCCUAUGGCUAAAAGUUGCCCAUAUAGGAAAAUCAUUAAUCUCAAUAUAUUGCGAAUCUACGAACGUGGCGUUCUGGAUAAGAUACAGGAACGAAUGCUGCCGACGAUGCCGCGAUGCGCAGCGUCGGCGGACUUUCAUAGCGCGAGGCUCGCCGACGUCUAUUCCGCUUUCUUUCUAUUGGUAGCAGGUAUGGUUAUUGCGAUUUCUAUUGGCAUCUUCGAAAGAAUAUGGAAUAAGCGGAGGCAAAUGCAAGAAACUGUUGUGCGCGGUAUACGUAAGCACAAUCUGAUAUCACACCUCCACUUUCAUCAUCAUCACGAUGGUGGUCACAAUCGCUCCAACGAUCAUCCUCAUCUCGUUGCUGCUCCAACUGGCAAGUUACGCGGUUAUAAUCUCCCUUAUAUGAUCAUGUUACAAGAUCAUGCUCAUCAAGUGCAGUCGUUUGUCGGUUUUCAAGAACGUGACGUUUCUUUAGAAGAACCGAGAGGUUUGGAGCUUUUGAAAGUACGGCAGAAAUCAGCAGGUCCUAAAAGAGCGUCCUGGUCUUCUUUCUCAAGCUUGCCCAAGAGGAAGAUAAAAUCAACCAAAAAAAUCCCAUCGAACAUGGAAAACAUUCGAGUCUUUCCGUUUAACAAUUAA
Messenger RNA from Atta colombica, 2427 nucleotides. RefSeq names its product glutamate receptor ionotropic, delta-2-like. Gene Ontology annotation, molecular function: ligand-gated monoatomic ion channel activity. The coding region runs from base 1 to 2427 and encodes 808 amino acids. Gene Ontology annotation, cellular component: membrane. The transcript has 9 exons. NCBI's taxonomy places the organism in Eukaryota, Metazoa, Arthropoda, Insecta, Hymenoptera, Formicidae. The record is from RefSeq and is a predicted model, not a curated record.